Molecule: messenger RNA, 1501 nt
Organism: Leptomonas pyrrhocoris
Lineage: Eukaryota; Euglenozoa; Kinetoplastea; Trypanosomatida; Trypanosomatidae
Exons: 1
Coding region: 188-1501 (437 amino acids)
Biological process (GO): regulation of microtubule polymerization or depolymerization; spindle assembly; protein localization to microtubule plus-end
Cellular component (GO): spindle midzone; cytoplasmic microtubule; microtubule organizing center
Molecular function (GO): microtubule plus-end binding
Source: RefSeq, a predicted model, not a curated record
AGAAUGACUAUUCAAUUGUACGUGUACGUUAUGCAUAGAUUUUCACGACGUUGUCCGUCGAUUUAAUACACGCAACGGUUGGAGAGCAGACUCUCAAAAAAGAAAAAGAAGGUGAUUGUCAUAUAGAAGCAUAAAUACGUUGAAAGACAGCCGACCGAAUACCUUGCGUUCAUCUUGCAUCUCCUCAAUGGCGCUACGAUCAGCUGCGCUGAGUGGCCGCAAAGAACUGCUCGCAUGGCUCAACAACCUUUGCAAUUCAACUUAUCCAUCUGUCGAGUCACUACGCGAUGGGGCGGCGUACUGCACUAUCGUUGAGGCUGCAAUUAGCCGCAUCGCGCAAAAUAGUGCAGCAACGCACUCCUCGGAGGCACCCAUUGCCAACAGCCGCGCUGAGCAAGCGCGUGUCUAUCUUAAUAAAGUUGACUGGUCAGCAACGGCAGUUGUGUGUGAAGGCACCGACCCUUCUCUUGACUCAAUGUCCGUUCGAACUGCGUGUGCCCACAAUAUGCAGCUUCUCCAAGACAUCCUGCACGACUGCGUUCCUGCUGCACAUCGUUACACAGCAGAGGCGAGCCGAUUGGCGGCCGGGAAGCUACAGGACCACGUUUUGUUGCUUCGCUGGAUGUACUCGUUCAUGUCGAAGGUGCUGGCCCAUUACUCUCGAAAAGCAUUGGAAAAGAAAGGGGAAGUGGUGGCGGGAACUGUUGAGGGGGUCAAAUUGAACCGCACAGCGCUUUUGCGAAGUAGUCAAGUCAACGGCGUCGUUGAGCGCGGCGGUCACGAACCUGCGCAGACGCGUGAGAGAGGAGAAGCAGGGCAAGGAUUGGCGUCACACGCGCACCAUAUGAGUGCGACAAGGGUGUCGGCAGGCCGAUCACUUUCUGGUAGUCCCUCGCCGGCUCUCCAGUCUGUACGCGCCAGCGGAGAGGAGGAGUCACGUUCGCCAGAUGAUGAUGCGUACGAGGAGAGACAGUUGCCACGCAAGCAUGCGCACCGAGUCGACAAGGAGGAGCCGUCCGCAACGCCCCGCUCCUCCAGCGUCGGCGGUCCACCAACGGGAACCGCAGCAAACGCAGAGGAGGAAACUCCUCGUGGAAAAACGGUCCACUCACACUACACACGCGGCACCAUCGCCGUCCCUGAACACCUCCGCGGGCCACUCGUCUCCCUCCGCAACGAGGUGGAAGAGGUAGAAGAGAUCGUGCUGUACGUUCAGGAACAGCACAAUUUCUACCUGACGCACCCUGCCAAUGGCACGCGCACCUACACACCCAGUGCAGCGGUGCGAAACGUUGACAGUGGAUCGCAGUACAGGCUCGACGCUCGCGAAACUGUCUCACUCGAAGAACUUGGGAGGUUGCUAGAAGAGCGGGAUGCACUAGCGCAGCAAUACGCUGCAACGGAUGCGAUUGUGACGCGUGCUCUUCAGCAAGCUGAAGCGCAAGGGAAAGCAGCUUCUCCGCUUCUCCGCGACAUAGUUGAUCUGCUGCGCCCUCAUUAA